Didymodactylos carnosus is the source of this 423-nucleotide messenger RNA. Lineage: Eukaryota; Metazoa; Rotifera; Eurotatoria; Philodinida; Philodinidae. The record is from the annotation of a GenBank genome assembly.
AUGAUAUGCAGUGUACUAGUCGCCGCAUAUGCACCGCUGGAAAGUUUAAUGCUUUACAAUGUCGACGAUCCGUUACGUGUAUUCUGUGAACGAAUGGCAUUACCCAAUGUUCUCAAUGUCGAUGGUCAUUCAAAACGUGCACGCUUUUAUCGCUGGACAAAGAAAAUAAAAAAACAAUGGAAUAUCAAAGAAGAAAAAUUAAUUAUAACUCUUAUUAUAGUUAUCUUAAUGUUUAUAUUAUCAGUUUCGUUUGAAUAUGGCUUUGCCAAUGUUAGGGCAUCUCAAUCUAAUGCAAAUGAUCUCAUGCUAUCCAAAUUAAUAUCGAUUGGAAAUCUAUGUAGUUCAAUUAAUUCAUCUAAAUUUAUUCGUUUCCAAUAUAUGUCGUUCGACUUAAGCGCAGCUCACAAAUUUCUAAUAAUUUAA